Pomacea canaliculata is the source of this 1210-nucleotide messenger RNA. RefSeq lists its product as uncharacterized. Bases 38 to 1153 code for a protein of 371 amino acids. NCBI's taxonomy places the organism in Eukaryota, Metazoa, Mollusca, Gastropoda, Architaenioglossa, Ampullariidae. The record is from RefSeq and is a predicted model, not a curated record. The transcript has 4 exons.
GCUUUACCAACAUCACAGUGCAGUGACUGACCCAAGGAUGAAGACAUCUUCCAAGGUCCUCUGCGUCUUAGUGCAUCUUCUGGCAUUGACAACUGGAGUGCUUCUCUCUACUUGUGGAGAAUCAAACUUCAAUGAAACCCUAAGAAAAGAAGAAUAUGAUUUUGUAAAUAUUAGCUAUACAAUCAAUGCAACUAGAAGCUCUAAUUCAUUAGGCAUAUUUCACAUCGCGUAUGAGGUUUGUGAAAAGAACCUGAAGAAAUUAAGUUGUAGUCUACGAUGGGAAAGCAGUUUGAAUUCAAUGGAUAGAAAGUAUAUGAGCCGAACGACAGGGGUUAAUUGUUAUGGAGAAGAACGAAACCUGAGCAGCUCUGAGGUGGCUUUAAAUCUUCACAUUUCUCAGGUCGUCACGAGGUCACUGAGUGCGAUGAUACUGUCUUCUAGUGCAGGCAGGACAUCCAGGCCAAGACGGCUGAUACGUGUUGAUGUGUUGUAUCCAUCGAACAUCACAAGUAUGACUGUGGAUGGACAUGAGGUUAAAGAUAACUACGUCAUCUAUGAGGGUCAAAUGGUCGAUAUUUCCUGCGCCUUUGACACAGGGAACCCACCAGUCAUUUUCCAGCUUUUAAAUCAACAUAAUUCCGUGUUAAAAUCAACUGAUAAUCAAGGACAUCUGAACUAUUCACUCACUGCCAGGUGUGAAGAUGAGUGGCCGAUAAUCAGUUGUCAAGGAAGUGGAUCAACUAGGAACAGAUCUUUGACCUUCCUCGUGGAAUGUCCUCCUCAGUUUGUUGACAGCUCUGUGAAGUUCGUCAGUAAGCAAAUCUUUCAAGAAAUAAAAUUUCGUGUGAAGGCUCACACAGUGGCACUAACAGGAUGUGUCUUGACCCCAGUGGCAUUAGGGAACAAUAUCAGAAGGGGAGUAAGUUGUCUCCUAAGUGGUAACCCACCUGAUCUCGUCUUGAGUGUUUACCUUCACAAGGAAACCAACAUCAGCCAAGGAAACUGGUCAUUGAUUCUUCAUAAUGACAAAGGUUAUGCUAACACUACCUUGUGCAUCAUAGAUAGUCCCAGUUCAAGUAAGUACAAUUAUUUACGGUUAGGAAAUAGCCAAAUAAGAAUCUUUACUCCAAAAUGCAUAAUAACUUUGGCAUAGUUACUGAGAAGCAGGAAGCAAGCCUCCAGGAUGAAAAUGUUAACAAUCCAUCCAUGU